AUGGAAGGGUUUCUCAACAAUUCCAUAAGACAAUACUUUGAUGGUACCGAUUAUGCGUAUUGGAAGCAAAAGAUGGAGAAGUAUCUUGAUAAUGAAAAUGUGAAUCUAUGGCAAUGCAUAAGGAAGCCAUGGGUGUGUCCUACAAAUCUUGUUGAUGGUGUUGAGGUAAAUAAGUCAAGAGAUGCUUGGACUCCCCUUGAGGAGAUUGCUUACUUGAAGAACAACAAGUGCAUGUCCACUCUCUAUCAUGCACUCUCUAGAGAAGAAGGAGGAAAAAUUCUUCAUUGUCAAACCGCCAAAGAAAUAUGGGUUACUCUUGAGAAUCAUCAUGAAGGAACUAGUGAAGUGAAGUUCAAGAAGAUUCAACUCCUAACUCAAGAAUAUGAGAUGUUCUUCCACAAGGCCGGAGAGAAGGUGACCGAGAUGACCAACCGACUUCUCAAGAUUGUUGAUGCAUUAAGAAAGUAUGGGAAGCACUACUCCAAGGCGGAUGUCAAUAGAAAAAUCUUGAGGUCUUUGCCAAGGAGUCUCUAUGAGUCAAAGGUUACUUCCAUUGAGGAAGCAAAUGAUCUCACAAAGCUCAACACCGAUGAGCUAAUUGGUAAGCUUCUUACCUUUGAAAUGUACAUUGAAAAGGAAGAGCCUAAAGAAGAAAAGAAAAAGGUGCUAGCUUUAAAGGCCAAGGAGACCAAGACCAAAGAGACCAAGGCAAAGGAAGCUAAGGAGUCAAGCUACUCUAGUGAUGAUGAGUUUCUUGAGUUGGACUCGGAUGAUGGGAGUGACAAUGAAAUGGCCUUGUUCACCAAUAGAUACAACAACUACAUCAAAAGAAAGCAAGAUAAAAGCAAGAGAGAAUUUCACAAGAGGCCCUUCAAGAAGGAGGAUGUGAAGUGCUAUGAGUGUGGCAAGAAAGGCCAUAUGAGAAAUGAGUGCAACAACAAUGAGAAGAGUCCACAAAGAUCACAUAGGAAAGAUAAGGAAGUCAAGAAAAGGGCUUACAAAGUGACAUGGGAUGACUCUAGUGAAGAGGAUGAGGACUAUGAGAGUGAAAGAGCCAACAUUUGUUUUAUGGCUAACAUAGAGGAAGCCUCUUCCACCAAGGUACAUAAUGACUCCUCUAUCUCUUCUUCUUCUAUUGAUGAUCUCUCUACCCAUGAUCAUGAAAGUGAUAGCGGGGAUGAGAAGGUGGAAAUGAUGAAAACCUUGGCUGAGAAAGUCAAUAGCUAUAGGAAAAAAACUUUGAAACACAAGGAAGAUUUUUCCUUACUUGAGGCUAAGAUUAAUGAUUUUCAAAAACAAAUAGAAGGCUUGGGUUUCGUGGCUAGUAACUCAUCAUCUCCACCCUCUAGAACCAUCUUCAAGAGGGCUAGAACGAAACAAUCUUCUUCUAUAGAUGUGAAGUUCACAAAGGAGACAAUACCCUCUAGUCCUUCUAUGACUAGGAUGGAUGUUGAUUCUCACAAAGCUAAGGCCAACACAUCUAAGGAUGAUAAGCCUAAAGUUAACAAGCCAAGCAUUCCAUCAAAUGCUAAGGCUAAGGACACUAGACCAAGCAUUCCCAAGAAUGCUAAGCCUUGA
This is a messenger RNA of Mercurialis annua (annual mercury), 1578 nucleotides long. RefSeq lists its product as uncharacterized. The record is from RefSeq and is a predicted model, not a curated record. Gene Ontology annotation, molecular function: nucleic acid binding; zinc ion binding. Lineage: Eukaryota; Viridiplantae; Streptophyta; Magnoliopsida; Malpighiales; Euphorbiaceae. The transcript is spliced from 2 exons. The coding region runs from base 1 to 1578 and encodes 525 amino acids.